This is a messenger RNA of Mugil cephalus (flathead mullet), 4831 nucleotides long. RefSeq names its product potassium voltage-gated channel, subfamily G, member 3 (gene kcng3). Lineage: Eukaryota; Metazoa; Chordata; Actinopteri; Mugiliformes; Mugilidae. Gene Ontology annotation, molecular function: protein binding; delayed rectifier potassium channel activity. The record is from RefSeq and is a predicted model, not a curated record. The transcript is spliced from 2 exons. Bases 191 to 1462 code for a protein of 423 amino acids. Gene Ontology annotation, biological process: protein homooligomerization; potassium ion transmembrane transport. Gene Ontology annotation, cellular component: voltage-gated potassium channel complex; membrane.
GGAGAGGAGAGUGAGGGACUGAUAGAAUAGUUUCCACCGGCCACGGACCUCAACGCUGAGCCACUUCCACUCGGAGUGAACCACGCCCCGGGGGCAUGGGAUACUGUAAGCACCCCAACUGCCAUUACCCCUGUCAUGGAAGGAGGGAUGGACUGUGAGCGGGAGUUUUAGUAGGGUACAGGUUGACACGAUGAAGUUCGGGAAGAGCAUCUGUGUGCUCAACGUUGGGGGAACCCGGUACGCCUUCACCCGUGAGGUGAUCAGGGAUUUCCCUCUUCGGCGCGUCAGUCGCCUGCAUGCCUGCGCAACUGAGAAAGAGGUCCUUGAACUGUGCGACGACUACGACCGCGACCGGAAUGAGUUUUUCUUCGAUCGCCACGCUCAAGCGUUUGUGUUCAUAAUGCUUUACGUGCGCUCCGGUAAACUCAGAUUUGUUCCCGGAGUGUGUGAGCUGUCCUUCUACACGGAGAUGCUCUACUGGGGGCUGGAGAGCGCGCACUUGGACUCCUGCUGCCAGAAACGCCUGGACGACAGGAUGUCCGAUAUCGGACUGGACAGUCUGUCUGAGGGGGACAUCAGGGUGUCAGAUGAUGAGUCCCAGGGCCCGAGCGAGUCGGUGCAACGGACUGCUCUUACCCGCCGCGCUAGAUGUAUGGAGAAGAUGCGCAAAAUGUUUGAGGAGCCCAACUCUUCUCUCGCAGCGCAGCUUUUGGCUUCGGUGUCCGUGAUCUUUGUGAUCGUUUCUAUGAUAAUGUUGUGCGCUAGCACCCUGCCGGACUGGGACACAGCCAAGAGAAAUACUGUGGAGGAGCACAGGAUAGUGGAGGCUGUGUGCAUUGGCUGGUUUACAGCAGAGUGCAUAGUGCGCUUUCUGGUGGCCAAAGACAAGUGGGACUUUCUCCGGCGGCCGCUCAACAUCAUCGAUGUGAUUGCCAUCACCCCCUACUAUGUCACCAUGGCGAUGGCCCGGGCAGGGAUGCCAGGUGCCGGGCUCGGGGUUGCUGGAGUGAUACUGCGGGUGCUGAGGAUGAUGCGAGUGUUCUGGCUCAUGAAGCUGGCCAGACACUUCCUGGGCCUGCAGACGCUGGGGCUAACACUCAGGCGCUGCUACCGGGAGAUGGUCAUGCUGAUGGUGUUUGUCUGCGUCGCCAUGGCAAUAUACAGCGCACUCGCGCAGCUCUUGGAGCAUGGCUUGGAUUUGGGCACUCAGAACCAGGAUUACGCCAGCAUCCCAGCCGCAGCCUGGUGGGUCAUCAUCUCCAUGACUACCGUGGGCUACGGGGACGUGUACCCGGUGACCGUUGGAGGACGGGUGCUCGGGGGAAUGUGUGUAGUGAGUGGCAUCGUACUCCUGGCGCUGCCCAUAACAUUCAUCUAUCACAGUUUUGUUCAGUGCUACCAUGAACUCAAACUGCGCUCGGCCAGAUGCGCGCGCAACCUGUCAGUGGAGAUGCUGCGGUGAACGGGCGUGCAGACCAAACGUCCGUGACCCCGACGACAUCAGAAAGAGACUCGAUAAACCUACAGACCAGCUGAAAUAAUGGUCAAUACAUGGUUCCCUGCCUGAGCAGCACGAGAUUUUAUUUGCCGCGUAGUUCCUGCCCGUUGCGCUGCUGAUCUCUCAGCCACAGCAAGCAUGCUCGGUGACUGCCUCCUUAACAACACACCAUCAGAAGAUAAUAAUAGGAAUACACAAAUAAUUAUUUAUUUAACGCACGCAGGUGCAAUCAAUCCAGUUUUGACAGUGGCUGCUGUUUACACUGUAUUCCCAUGGUAACAACGCGGGCAGCGAUGGCUGCGUCAAGUGCAAUGUGUUUGUGCUUGCCUGGCCAUCCGCCGUCCACUUUGUCUAAGCUUUGCACCCAGAUGGUCCAAGUUACACAAGAUUGAUGUGUGACCUAGAUGCAUUCUGCUAAACCUGUGAAAUAAAAAGAAGGAGUGAACAAGGGAGUGCAAAGUGGGGAUGGAGGAGGGGCUGCGCAGAGGGCUUACCGUGUGGGAGUAGCUUAAGCCAAGGCUAAUGAAAAUACAGACGGGUCAGUAAGGUCUAUGAGGUGGCAGACAAUGUGACAGGGCAGAUAUGAUAUGAAGUGGAGGAUAAGAGAUUACGGACCAAACCCGGCGGUACGCGGAGCGAGCCUGAGCGCAAAGAAUGAAUAGAUGGAGUGCGUAUUGCUUCUGUUUUUGUGAGUGAAUGAGAGGCAUUUUGUGUUUCUGCGUCUCCAAGGCAACCUCAUCCUCCGACGUGUCAAUCACCACGGCAGUUGAUUUGUGUGUAAAUAGGCCGCAUGCACACACACACGCACUCCCGGUUUCUCAUCUUGUGACUCGAGGGAACGGCGCACCGCGCGACUGGUUGAAAUAACGACCAAAAAAAAAAAAGAAAGAAAGAAAAAAGAAGAAGCGAGCGUGGAAAAAAAGUGAACAUCCGAAGCUGUCAGAGAUGAUGGUUCUGACAUUCGUGAUUCAGACAUGUUUGUGCUCUUUGUGGUUUGCCAAGAGUAUACGAUUUGUUGAAGAGACACAUGAUCCAAACAAACAAGUCAACACCUCUCCCACACAACAGUCUUUCUCUGCAUCUCCUCUCCUCUUCCUCCUGUUGCCAUCAACUAUCCUUUUUUUUUUCCACUUCAAGAUCCUCUUCUUCUUCUUCUCCUUCUUCUCCCGCAGAGGAAAUUAAACAAUUAACGAGCCUGUUCGUUAUCUGUCUGUCUUUAAAUUUAAAGUCUGUUAUUUCCUUCAUAAUCGUUGUGGCCUCCGUACUAUGUUUCUGCAGACAUCUCAAUAUCCUUGUUGUUGUUACUGGUGUGCUUUUUAAGUGGUUUUACUGUCAUAAAAUGAAACACAAUCAGUACUUUAUUACCUACCUUAUAUUGCAUAAACCAUGUAGCACAGUUUAUAGCCCGGUGAAUUUUUGGCCUACCCUGAUUGAGACCAUCAGUCAACACAUUUUCAUCAUUACAUUAUGGCCUUGUAAUUAAUGUGAUCAAUGUAUGACCUUUUAUAAUAAAACUACUCGGUGAAAAAUGUCUGUAAACGUCUGAUAGCAUGUUACAAAUCAAACUGCGGUGUAAGAUUCCAUCAUCUAGCUUUCAAGGCACGAGAACACGGUUUUAAGAUUUGCACAUUCCUCAUCGUGCGGCCUAAAAUAUUCCUCCUAAUGAACCGAAUCAACAAAACUAAUUAAUGCGACACUGAAUGACCUCAAGACAUGAUUCAUGGGGAAAGAAUUUUAGGAGGCUGGAGCCUCACCGUAGGUAAGUGUUUGUGUGUGUGUGAGGAUGCACUAUUUAAACCCCUGCGCCUGCCUCCCGUAGGCAAUAAAACCAACAUCAUUUGAUGUUACAAACACCUGCGCCCAUUGGCAAGGGCAUUCAGUGCACUCAUCACAUUCACACUGGGGUGAGCAUUGCACCAUAGUCUGGUUCACAAAGUACUGCCAUAAGGGUAAAUCGAAUCACAAACUUCUGCUAAAGUGCUCUCCGGGUUCAAACGUGCUACACGUGUUGAGCAUCAAUCAAUGAGCUUUUAUAGCUGUCUGUGAACUCACUCAGCUCCUUAAGUUAUAUUCACACCUGAGGUAAAUAAAAAAUAUGGAGAGACAUCUCAAUAUUUAUUUUUUUUCUCAUAAAUCCUGCUUCAGUGCUUCUCGCUGUAGCUUCUACAAGACUAAUCUUACUGACGAUAUGAAUAAAAUUCUCAUUAAAGAUAUUGAUUCAUCUAUGGCUACCUUUUCCUGCUCUUGGUUAACAUUUCCGCCCUUUCUUUAUGUCCAAAUGACUUAUAUUCUAGUCAACUGCAAACAGGAAUAUUUCAUCCUGAGAAGAGGGAAAGUGCAAGUACCUCAAAAUGGUACUUAAAGGGAUAUAUUGUGCAACAUCCUUUUUUAAAUUUUAUUUUGUUUUAACCCAAUUAUUCAUCACCAGUGUAUUUAGCAGCCCCUUGGGAUGCCAUAAGGGGAUAAACACCACAUCCAGGCUCUAAAAUGAUAUCAUAGCAGAAAGCUGGGGAGAUUAAUUUAACAUUAGCCACCUAUAUGCACAAUGUGUAUUGCAGAACAUUCAUCAACUAACCUAAAAAUAAAAAAAAAAUGUCAGACCAAAUCAUUAAUCAACCAUUUGGAAAAGUCCCAAGUCAUGUGUGGGGACUUGCAGGAGUCGGGGUCAGACUCUGAUUCAUAGUACAUGAAUUAUGUGAAGUAUUCAUGGUGCAGGUCACUUCCAGAAAGACAGACAAGAGCAGCUACAAGUACGGAAAUGGCCUAUUUGAGUGGGGACUAUAAUCCGGGGUAUUCAGGAAUGAAUCAUGUAAUUUAGAACUGGAUCUUGAAAGACACACAUUACUGACCAGUGUUGCCGUUUAUGCCAAUGAGAUUGGACUGAGAAAAAAAAAAAAAAAAAAAAAAAAAACUCUUCUCUUGUAUAUUGCAAUACAGUACACAAACUACAUCUUCCAAAAUAAUACAAUGCUAGAAGGAGUGAGGGACAUAAAGAUUCAAGCAAACAUUUCACCAAAGCAGUAUACGCCCCUUUUUUUUCAGAAAUCUUAUUUAUUUAUUUAAUCAUUGUUGUGUCAGAUACUGGUCUCUAGCUUUGGCAACAUAUAUUCUAAGACAUAUAUGAAAAUACCUCGAUGUCGAAUUUAAUUUCAAGGGGGCUUUAAGAAAUAAUUUAACUUCAUUCUGUUGCUUUCUUUACUUUGUGUCCUGGUUUCUUGGUAAUUGCUACGAUAUUUUAUUUUUAUUUCUGUUCUUUCUUGUGUUAAGUCGCCUGGAUUUUUUUGUUUUUGUUUUGAAGAUAAUACGAAUCAAUAAAGAGAGAAAACAUGUCUU